This is a messenger RNA of Terrapene triunguis (Three-toed box turtle), 396 nucleotides long. Its product is annotated as excitatory amino acid transporter 5-like. Gene Ontology annotation, biological process: L-glutamate transmembrane transport. The record is from RefSeq and is a predicted model, not a curated record. The transcript is spliced from 4 exons. Gene Ontology annotation, molecular function: neutral L-amino acid transmembrane transporter activity; glutamate:sodium symporter activity; L-glutamate transmembrane transporter activity. The annotation marks the transcript as partial. Lineage: Eukaryota; Metazoa; Chordata; Testudines; Emydidae. Gene Ontology annotation, cellular component: plasma membrane.
AUGGCACUAUACCUUGAAACCAUUCAGAAACUGAAGCUAGUGAAAAAUGCUGCAGCCCAGGAGAAGCAAUACUUUUCUUUUCCUGGAGAGCUCCUUAUGAGGAUGUUAAAAAUGAUGAUUCUACCCCUCAUUACUUCGAGCCUGAUGUCUGGCCUGGCCACCAUGGACUCCAAGGCCUGUGGGAAGAUGGGGUUGAUCACACUCAUCUAUUAUCUUUGGACGACAUUCAUGGCUGUGACUGUUGGGAUUGUGCUUGUGAUCAACAUUGAUCCAGGUGCUGCUGCCCAAAAGGAGGAGUAUACCGUAGGCAAAGUGGUGUUGAGUUCUGCAGAUGCCUUACUGGAUUUAAUCAGAAAUAUGUUUCCUUCUAACCUGAUUGAGGCUUCAUUCCAGCAG